Messenger RNA from Lentinula edodes (shiitake mushroom), 480 nucleotides. RefSeq lists its product as uncharacterized. NCBI's taxonomy places the organism in Eukaryota, Fungi, Basidiomycota, Agaricomycetes, Agaricales, Omphalotaceae. The coding region runs from base 1 to 480 and encodes 159 amino acids. The transcript has a single exon. The record is from RefSeq and is a predicted model, not a curated record.
AUGAGGGAAACAUUGGGUGGUCGCAAAAACUACCAGCUUUUCAUUCGCCCUAGCGUUUCAGACGCCCGGUUGGAAAAAUUCACACAAAAUCCUCAAGCUCAUGGCCCAAAAAUACGCAAUACCCUCAUAGACAAGCGCGGACUGACUACCCAACAUCUUCUAGACCAGCCAUGGAAUCAGCAAUUGACUUAUAUCAUGGCUAAGAAUGCAGAGGAAAUAGUCAAAAGUUGCAAGGAUAAGAGGUUUGGGGAUCCAAUUGACUGGCUUGCACUAUUCGGCGAACGAAUCUAUCGUGUUUAUCUCGAUGUGAUCAAGGGGAGGCCCAUGGCCAUAAACAACUUAGGAGCAAAAGAGAACUCUCAACAGAUACAAGACCGAUUGGUCGAUUCACAUCUAUCUCGAAUCAAAAACAAUGGAGAGAUUAGCUCUCGGCAUUCGGUAUGGUUCUUGCAUAAAUUUUCUCAUUCGUUGUGCUUAUAA